Messenger RNA from Verruconis gallopava, 1491 nucleotides. RefSeq lists its product as uncharacterized. The transcript has 2 exons. The coding region runs from base 1 to 1491 and encodes 496 amino acids. Gene Ontology annotation, molecular function: oxidoreductase activity. The record is from RefSeq and is a predicted model, not a curated record. NCBI's taxonomy places the organism in Eukaryota, Fungi, Ascomycota, Dothideomycetes, Venturiales, Sympoventuriaceae.
AUGAGCGAAACAAAAAGAAUUGCAAUUGUCGGAAGCGGCAUUUCUGGCCUGGGGGCACUAUACACUCUUCGUGAAACUGGCCAUGACAUCCAUCUCUUCGAGACGAAUGACCGACUUGGGGGGCACACAAACACACUACCCUUCGAGCAUGAUGGCAAGUCGAUCAUGGUCGAUACUGGUUUCAUUGUCAUGAAUAAAGCAACGUACCCGAACUUCAUCCCGUUCUUGAAAGAGCUUGGUGUUGAAAUCGUGCCCACCGCGAUGACUUUUGGAAUCAGCCGCGAUUAUGGCGCAUUUGAAUGGUCGGGCACCUCUUUACGUUCAAUCUUCGCCCAACGCGAGAAUUUGUUCCGACCAAGGUUUUGGCGAAUGAUAUUUGACAUUGUGCGUUUCAAUCUUUUUGCGCUAGAUGUGCUCACUGAAGUGGACGGGACCUUGGCGAACCAGAAUGAAAUCAGCAUCGGCGAAUAUCUGGAUCGUGAGGGAUAUUCGGAUGCGUUUCGCGAUGAUUAUCUCAUCCCUAUGACAGCAUGCGUAUGGAGCACUGGGGAAGAUAAAUGCGCAUUGGAGUUCCCAGCAGUGACACUGAUUCGGUUCAUGUGGAAUCACCAUUUAUUGAGCACGAUUGCGAAACGGCCGGAUUGGCUUACGAUACCUGGAGGCUCGAAGAAAUAUAUUGACAGUCUCAUGAGAAACUUUCCAGCCGAGAACGUGCACCUGUCAAGCCGCGUAGAAACGCUGGAUAAUGAAAACGGACAAGUAAAGCUGUACCUCAAAAGCGGAAAGCAGCUUAUGUUUGACGAGGUUAUACUAGCAUGCCAUGGGGACCAGGCGUACGACAUUAUCAAAUCAUCCGCAUCUGAGCUGGAGCAUGACAUCUUGAAGAAUUUUGCAACAACAAAAAACAAGGUUUAUCUACAUUCAGACGUCUCGCUUCUUCCAAAACGCGAACUAGCAUGGUCGGCGUGGAAUUAUCUUACGACUUCCUCGUCAAAGAGGAACAAAAAAGACGUUAAUGGUGCUUCUCAAUCCGUGUCACUGACAUAUAACAUGAACAUUUUACAGCACAUCCCAGUCUCGAGGUACGGUCAUGUCCUUGUGACGAUGAAUCCCACGCAUGCUCCAGACCCGAAAUCUACGCAGGCAGAAGUUGAGUAUGAGCAUCCACUGUACAACGCAGCGGCCAUACGAUCCCAGUGCAGACUGGAUGAGAUACAAGGAAAGCGUGGCAUAUGGUACUGUGGGGCAUGGACCAAUUACGGCUUCCAUGAGGAUGGAUUCAGCAGUGGGAUGGAAGUUGCUCGAAGGCUGGGUGGAUCUGUGCCGUGGCAAGCAGCCGACGCAAAAUUUGUAAGAGGCCGCAAGCCUGUGCUCGGGUGGAAAGAUCAUCUGGCGAGAAUAGUCAUCUUUCUUAUUCAGCUCGCCAUCACACUUGUAGAAGUCUUCACAGCGUCUGCAAAUACGGCCUCUAAGAAGAGGAAGAUCCACUGA